AUGCUAACCACAUGCGCGGCUAGCCCGACGCCGUACCAACUGCUGGCGCCGCUGCUGGACACGCCGUGGACGGAGCAGAUAGGCACGGCACCGUGGCUGCAGCACCCGCGGCCGCAGCUGCGGCGCGGCGACGACGCGUGGCAGUCGCUGAACGGCAUCUGGACAUUCCAGCCGGGGCUCGACGCCGACACCGUCACCGGCCCGCCUGCGGCCCCGCUCGCCCAGGAGGUCCUGGUCCCGUCGUGUAUCGAGAGCGGCGUCUCGGGCGUCAUGGCUUCGGGUGUUACGCACAUGUGGUUCGCUACUGCUUUUGCUGUGCCCACUGCGUGGGAUGCCCUCCCUGGCGGUGGUGGUGAUGGUGAUGGCGGCAGACGCGUGCUGCUCCACUUUGACGCCGUCGACUAUGAGGCCACGGUGUGGGUCAAUGGUGACGAGGUGGGGUUCCACCGCGGCGGCUACGACCGCUUCACGCUGGACGUCACGGACAAUGUCGUUGCCGGCGGGGGCGAGAACGAGCUGCUGGUCUUUGUUUUCGACCCGACCGACGAGGCGCCCUACAACAUCCCCAACGGCAAGCAGACUAGGCAGCCGUCGCACAUCUGGUACACGCCGUGCAGCGGCAUCUGGCAGACGGUGUGGCUCGAGAGCGUGCCGAGCAGCUACAUCGCCGGGCUGGACAUUACCGCAGGCAUGGAUGGAGACGUGACCAUCGCCAUCCAUAGCGCGACCGGCACGCCGUCGACGCCCGUCGAGGUGGCGCUGCACGACGGGGGCGGCGUCGUGGUGGCCUCGCACCAGGGGGUGUCGGACGAGGUGCUCGCCUUCUCGGUGCCGGCGCCGGCGCUGUGGACGCCCGACUCGCCCUCCCUGUACAACAUCAUGGUGACCAUGGGCGACGACGUCGUGCGCAGCUACACAGGGUUCCGCACCGUGUCGGCGGCGUCGGUCAACGGCGUGCAGCGGCCGCUACUGAAUGGCGAGUUCGUGUUUCAGUUUGGCACGCUGGACCAGGGGUUCUGGCCCGACGGCAUCUACGUCCCGCCCACGCUCAACGCCAUGGUGUUUGACCUGCAGCUGCUCAAGAGCCUCGGCAUGAACAUGGUCCGCAAGCACAUCAAAGUGGAGCCGGACCUGUUCUACGAGGCGUGCGACCGGCUCGGGCUGCUCGUGGUGCAGGACAUGCCGUCGAUGCACACGAGCAGCGGGGCGGUGCCCGACGGCGCGCAGCAGGCCGAAUUCGAGCGCCAGCUGGAGCGGCUCGUCGCCCAGCACAAGAGCUUCCCCAGCAUCGUGACGUGGGUCAUCUACAACGAGGGCUGGGGCCAGAUCCGCGACGCCUACCACCCCGAGGUCGGCAUCACGGCGCGCGUGCGCGAGAUGGACCCCACGCGCCUCGUCGACGCCACCACUGGCUGGUUUGACCACGGCGCGGGCGACUUCUCGGACAACCACCACUACGCGGAGCCGCAGUGCGGCACGCCCUUCUACUCGCUGCCGUCGUCGCCGUACGAUAGCGCGCGCAUCGGCUUCCAGGGCGAGUUUGGCGGGCUCGGGCACCGCCCGGCGCCACAACACCUGUGGCCGGUCCAGGCCGCCAUCGACACGAUCCCGCAGACGUACGAGGUGCAUGCCGACCUCGAGUCGUUCAACUACCGGUCGCACAUGCUGUUCAGCCAGCUGCGCGACCAGGUGGCCCUGUUUGCGUGCUCGGGCGCCGUGUGGACGCAGACGACGGAUGUCGAGGGCGAGGUCAACGGGCUUGUCACGUACGACCGCAGAUUUCUGAGGGUGAAUGCGACGCAGUGGCGAGCAGACAUACAGGCGCUGUACGCUGCGGCGGCAGAGAGGACGCGCUAA
Messenger RNA from Lasiosphaeria miniovina, 1857 nucleotides. RefSeq names its product glycoside hydrolase superfamily. The record is from RefSeq and is a predicted model, not a curated record. Gene Ontology annotation, molecular function: hydrolase activity, hydrolyzing O-glycosyl compounds. NCBI's taxonomy places the organism in Eukaryota, Fungi, Ascomycota, Sordariomycetes, Sordariales, Lasiosphaeriaceae. Gene Ontology annotation, biological process: carbohydrate metabolic process. Bases 1 to 1857 code for a protein of 618 amino acids. The transcript has 7 exons.